Penaeus vannamei (Pacific white shrimp) is the source of this 3512-nucleotide messenger RNA. The record is from RefSeq and is a predicted model, not a curated record. NCBI's taxonomy places the organism in Eukaryota, Metazoa, Arthropoda, Malacostraca, Decapoda, Penaeidae.
AGACUGCGACAGUGAAUACAGCAGUGAUAAUGAUGAUGAUGAUGAAAAACGCUAUGAUUUCGAAGCCAGUAGAAAAACAGUGGAAAUGGCAGGAGCAACAGUAGUAACAAGAUCAAUAAUAACAUAGCAGAAAAUUUUGGAAAAGAUAAGGAAAAAAGUAACAAGACGCGAUAAUAAAUUUUGACACCUUAACCGCAAUAGUGAUAAUAAUAGAUAAAUAGAUAUGUAGAUAAAUGAAGAAAUAGUUAAUAAAAACAGUCUCUUCCAGACCUGAGGAACCGCGUAUAUACCUCAACAGACGUCCUCGAAAUGUCCAACUCGAAGCUGCAUCCCUACCACUUCAAGGACCAGAGUCUCAUGACCUUCCGUCUCUACGAGAUGAUCAUGACGAAGGGCGGGAGCGUCCUGCGGUGGGUGCUCUCGUGGGGGACGCCCAGGAGGCAGCCGAAGCAAUUCUUCGACGAGUACCUGGUCGAGGCGAAGGGCCUUUCCCGCGGCCUCAUCAGGAGAGUCUUCAACCAAAGUCAGAGGGAGAAGAUGAAGCGGGAACUCGCCUGGGACAUGUUCGAUGUGACUUUGCUGUACCAGUGCAUUCAGUUCGGGUGCGACGGCCUCGCUCUGCCGCGGGACAGGCGGUGGGCGGACUCGGGGGACAGUCUCGAACGCUACGUCACCGCCGUCAAGAACUUCAGGAACGAUCUGCUGCACGAGGAAUACAAGAUCGACGCGGCCACCUUCGUCACCAAGACGGAGGAACUGAGGGAACUCCUGACGAAGACUCUGAAGAAAGCCGGGGAGGUCUUCAAGAUCGACGCGGGCUUGGUCACCUCGAUUAUCCGCAAGUUGGACGAGGACAUCAACAACAUUAGGGACAAGCCUUUGGAAGCAUCCAGUGGACACAUGUACAUCUCGGACAGCCUUCGCCACUGCGUGUGCACUCAAGGAAAACUCGACAUGAAGAAGAGGUACAAGCAGCUGUCCUAUUUCGGCCCCGCUUCCAGCCUGCUUGGUGAUAGGGCCGUGGUGCGCGUUGACAAAAUCUUCACCCAGAUGAAGAUGGUCAGAGAGGAGAGUGAGGAGGUGAACCCAGAUGAAGGUGACAUUGAUAUCGAAUAUAAUGACAUGCUGGUGUUCUUGGAGAGCAGACAGAGCCAAAGUAGCAAGACCAACACUGCUGUCCUGGUGGAAGGGCAGGCGGGCGUUGGCAAGACGACACUAACCAGGAAAAUGGUAAGUGACUGGGCAUCUGAGACAACCACCAUGAAACACCUUGUCGACUAUGACUUGCUGAUUCUCUGUGAGUGCAGGGAUAAAAGCAUCGUAUCUCUUACUCACCUUCUUGAAUCUUUAAUGGCCAACGCAUGCAGAAAGGUACAGCGGGAAGACCUCAUUAAGUGCAUUGAAGACAAGAAACUGCUUUGUAUAAUUGAUGGAUUGGACGAGAUCAACCCAUCAUCGGAACAGGUUCUGAGGCAAAUCCUGAAGAUGGGGGAAACCAACGACAUCACUCUUAUCUGCACGACGCGGCCCAACAAAGUUCAUUCCUUCAAGUACUAUCUUCCCGAGAACUUUGCAGUCGUCAAAGUCAAGAUCACAGGCAUAGCAGAGAGCAGGAGGGAGGACUUUGUGCGAAAUUACAGCCAGGCCUUGUCGUUGGAGGCGAAGACGGAGGACAUAUCGGGGCUGCUGCACUUCCUGAAGAGAACGGAGAGCCGGCUUCAAGACCACUGGCGGCUGCCGUUCAACUUGGUUCUUUUGACCAUCUUGUGGUUCUUGGACACAGACGCCGUGAACAGCUUGACCACAGCAACAGAACUCUUCAUGACAACACACAAAGUAAAUCAAAGAAAGCUGCAGAAGAGGUUAUUUGAGCAUGAAAAGACGCGCAGCUUGGAACCACAUGAACUCAAAGAUAAAACGAAUAAAUUCCUCCGAAGGCUUUAUAAAGAGGCUUUGAUCAACCAUUAUGGUGACGAUACCGUGCUUUCGGAGGCUUCGAUGCUGAGGCUUCAGGACACGUGCGAUUUCCUGCAGUUACCUUCAGCGGAAGUCCUGGGCACCUUCCUCAUCCAGUCAACGUCGCUGACGGAUGAGACCAAGACCAGGUACAGCUUUCCUCACAAGAGCCUGCAGGACUUCUACUCAGCGCUCUACAUCACCGACACUCUUAUGGCCGACGAGAUUGUCCUAGACAUUCCUCGCAUCAUCUCUACGUUCGAAAACGCACUGCAGAGCAUCGGUGCCCCGACGUGCCUUAGCCAGUACAUAGACACGGAAAAAAUCGCGAAGCACGGAGCCUCCGCGCCGUCUCGGUCCAUCGAAUGCGUGCUCAAGGAAGGGGCGGAGGAAGCUGCGAAGUAUUUUGCGAAAAGGGAGGAGAACAAGGUAGCAAAGUGGAAUCUGAAGGAUUACCAGAACGUCCUUUGUCACUGCGCCAGUCUCCUGCACGGCCUCGGGGCAACCGUGACAGAGAGCAGGGCCUCGGAAAUCGUGAAAUUGCUAAAGGCUUCGGGCGUUUCCGACAGAGAUCAGUGGUUGGACUUGCUCACCGAAAUCAAAUGCGACGCAACGGUCAGCAAAUACAUAGCAUAUGCGAUGGACCUGACAGACACGGUGAAAAUCACGGAUUCUAGCGUAGAAGCCUAUGCCAGUGUUCUCAACCACGCCUCCCCUUCGCGCGUAGACAUCUGCAUAAGCAACGACCCUCAACAGGUACCAGGACUGACCAAGCUCUUAAGUACUCUCAGCCUACAGACCUGCCAGGUGAGGCUCGACAUACAGAACGACUUCCAAAAUCCCAAGGCAGGCGGAAGCGUUCUAGAGGAAGCGCUGCAGCAACUUUUCCAAAGCUGUCGCGUGACUCACUUCAGCGGACAAUUAGGCAGAGAAGCGGCUGAGAAGCUACCGAAGUCACUGGAAGUCCUGAGGAUAUCGAUACCAAAUGACAGCCAUUACCGAGAGCUUAGCCCGGUACUUUCAACCCUUAGAUACCGGUUACCACGCCUGGGGAUCCUGUGGUUACACUUGAUGGCCAGCAUUGACCCCUCGAUCCUGCAACAACUUCCUCAGAUACAAAGCCUGCAUGUUACUCUUAGCGGUGUGGAUGAAACGACAGUAGGGUGGGCGUGUAAAGCUGCCUGUUUAUUACAACCUGUUGGCGGCUUUUGGUACAGAAGUCUCAUGUUUCCCGGCAUUGCGAAGAGCGUGUAUACCUGCGAACAGCUGUUACUCGGUUUAGCGUCGAAAGGUGUCCGAGUCGGUGUCAGAAUCGAGGUGUCACCCCGUCUGACACCUUCCGAUAGGAUGUACUUGCAUGACCUCACUCGACCCCGUUACACCAUAAGCUCAGACGACGACAACAAUAUAUGGAACUGGCUGCUGUAACCGGCCCCCUUUUACUCUUCUAAGAUGGGGAAAUUCCUUGCUAAUAUACCAAUGCCGUGGAAAAUCUUCGUCACGUACUAAAUCCUAGCAAAGUGUGGAAAUUACUGAAAAUAAAUUCUACAAAAUAC